Messenger RNA from Penicilliopsis zonata CBS 506.65, 2401 nucleotides. RefSeq lists its product as hypothetical. Lineage: Eukaryota; Fungi; Ascomycota; Eurotiomycetes; Eurotiales; Aspergillaceae. The coding region runs from base 396 to 2201 and encodes 601 amino acids. The transcript has 4 exons. The record is from RefSeq and is a predicted model, not a curated record.
CGGCUUUAUUCUUAGCGUUGAAGCCAACGCGUCCCGGCAGGAAUAAGCGUUUAACCCUCCGUACUAGGAUCCAGUGUAGGGUUAUUGAGGUUUGGUCACUGCUGAUUAAGUGACUCGCCAAGAGGGGAACUAUUUGACGCCAUGUCUGAGGGGCAAGGAGCACCCCCGUUUCUCAUCGCCUUGGUUGUUUGUGGGAUUCGCAUCGCAACGGGCGGAAUAACGGAGUGAACCCUGUUGGACUGAGGUAAGUAAGCUUCUUCGUGGCCAAUUUAUUUGGGGGUGGGUGUUCAUUUUUCCUUCUUCUUGACGCUGGUCCCACUAUAUAUCACCCAGGUGACUGUGCCUUUUUCCUUAAUUCAUCGAGAACAGAGCCAUUCGAAUUCUUGUUCAUCGUCAUGGGCAGUAUAUCAACUCCUCCAGCGGAUAACCCAGCAGUGGUCAUCUUGGAGACUACAGCCGGUGAACAGAAGAUUGUUGGAAGACCGUCGCCGUCAUUCCCGUCACUGGUUCAAGAGUUUCGUGGUAUCCCCUACGGCACCGUCCCUGGCCGCUGGAGACAUUCCACGUUGAGAACCAGCUUGCCAUCCGAUGACUUUGACGCUACCAAAAAUGGUCCUCAAUGUCCACAACCCGCUGUGUUUGCCAAUUCGGAGACCUAUCAAUCAUACUUGCCCUGGCCCACCGACGUUGGGGAAUCCGAAUUUGAGUGUCUCAACCUAUUCAUCGUUCGACCUAGUCCCUCGGCUUUGGAAAGGGCUGGCCUUGAUGCAAAGAACGCCAGACUGCCCGUGUAUUUUAUGAUCCACGGCGGAGGCUGGGGAUUUGGAGCUGGGACAGAUCCGAUGUGGGAUCCCACACGUCUCGUGGCGCGCUCGGUGGAACAGGGCAAGCCGUUCAUAGCCGUCACCAUCAACUACCGUCUAGGAAUCUUCGGUUUCGGCGUCUCUUCCGAUAUCAUCGCCGCGCAACCACACGAAGACGUCUUGAAAGGGGGGAACUUUGGAUUGGGUGAUCAGCGAAUCGCUCUGCGAUGGGUGUCGCAGAAUAUCUCGGCGUUUGGGGGAGACCCAGCCAAGAUCACUAUUGCCGGACAAUCGGCUGGCAGCAUGAGCGUCCAAUGCCAUGUAUUGGAGGCCAAGUUCGGAACACAACCACCUCUCUUCCGCAGAGCUAUCAUGCAGUCUGGUGGAUUGGGCGGCCUCGGACCCACAAGCAUUGAACAGUUGGAUGGGAAAUGGGAGAAGCUCUACCAAGUUCUUGAUAUCCCAGCGGCAUCGAAGGAGGAGAAGGUCCAGGCACUCUUGCAACUCUCCGAUUCAGACCUCCUAGCGGCAUGUGCGAAACUGCAAUGGAUUGUCUUCCCCGCCGCCACGGACGGACUGACGAUUCAUGAUCGCCCUGGCGGUCGGUGGUGGGUUCAUCUCGGCCGUGGUGAAGAGCCUCGCUCUCCAGAAUCUGUUCUGCAGGAGCCUAUUGCCGUGUACAUAGGCGAUUGCGAGGAAGAGGGUUUCCUCAGGUCACAAAUCGCACACGUCAAGAGCUUUUCGCAUCUGGAAUCAUUGUUGACCUCACUCAGCCCUCCAGUGGCUCGGUCUGUUAUUGAAGAGCUUCUAUCACAGUACGAAAUCACUCCCACAACGCCUCUUCCAGACAUCCAUAAGAGAAUGUUCCAGCUCGCGACAGACUAUCAGUUCGGAUCGCCCGUUCAUGCAGCGCGCAAGGAGCUCAGCUUGGUCGCGUCAGAUCAGAUACGACCGUUGGACGGCUCCAAGGUAUUUCCCAUCGAAGUGCGCUCAUUUCGGGUUCAGACAGGGAAUCCAUUCCCUGGCGUGAAUCGCAACUUCGCGCACCACUGUGUAGACCUCCUCUACAUCUAUGACUGCUUUUAUGUCGACAUGGACAAGACAGACAAGCUUGAGGAGUCUACAGGCACACGCCCACAAGGCUGGGCUUCCAACAGGUCUCUGGUGGCGGACUUCCAGCGGAAUUGGACCGAUUUCAUCGUAGACGAGUCGGUGAACGGUUCAGAGGAGAUUGCAACUGUGUAUGGAGUUGAUCGCAAAACGCAUCAAAAAAGAACAACCGAGGACCCGGAAUGGAUCCGGAUGACGGAGAGGUUUGAAGUAGUCCAAAGGAAUUUUGAGGAUGUUGAAUUGAUCUGCAACACUCUCAGAAGUCUCUCUGCAAGUCACUUUGGCUAGGAAUCUGGCCAGAGGAUAUCGGUGAAAGGUCUUCUGUGAGCGUUAGCUGGUUGAUAUAUAUACCACUAGAACCUCCUAUUAUAUUCGUUCUUUGUCAUCCAUCCUCAAUAUCAUACUUUCAAGCUCUGAAGGAUGAGAGGAUGUUUGGUUUUAGCUUCGGCCAGAAAACUCAUGUAAAUGCCGGAAGAAGGCUAAUGUGG